AUGCCGAAAAAAGUCCACGAUGCUGCUUCGCAAUCCCUGUUUGGCCAGAAUUGGGAUACAGUAAUCGUCAGUGUCGAAGCUCAAAAAAUGCGCUUUAUCAGGAGCUUACUGGCUCAAAUCAGCAGCUAUCCUGCCAGGGGCGAAUGGACUGUGCUGUGUUUGAUGUCGCCGAAAUCCUUACCAUUGCCAGUACCACCAUCAUGGGGAGAAACACCGGUUCGCAAUUCAUAA
Messenger RNA from Gongylonema pulchrum, 231 nucleotides. The record is from the annotation of a GenBank genome assembly. Lineage: Eukaryota; Metazoa; Nematoda; Chromadorea; Rhabditida; Gongylonematidae.